Messenger RNA from Brachypodium distachyon (stiff brome), 2548 nucleotides. Its product is annotated as P-loop NTPase domain-containing protein LPA1. The transcript has 7 exons. The record is from RefSeq and is a predicted model, not a curated record. Lineage: Eukaryota; Viridiplantae; Streptophyta; Magnoliopsida; Poales; Poaceae. Bases 148 to 2334 code for a protein of 728 amino acids.
GGACAGAGGGGAGCGGCCUCUAGGUUUCCUGUGUCAGCCUGUGGGGGGGCAUGUGGAGGCCAUGGGCGCGCGCUGCGUGUCCUCCUCCUCCUCUUCGGCCGCCGCACACCGCCACCACCACCAUCUCGUCCCUUCUCCUCCUCCCCCAUGCGCCGACAAUGCGCGGCCUCAAAACCCCCUCCUCCCCUCCCUCUCGAGGUCCGCGAUUUCUCCGAUUCGCUUUCUCGAUUUGAUUCACCUAGACGACUGCUGGAUUGCUUGGUUGCGGUGGAUAUGGCGUCCUCCUCCAAGCUGCUCUACAUUGUCGUCGCCGACCAUGGCCGUGACAACACCUUCCGCUACACGCGCCCCGUCCUGCAGAGCACGCUCCAGCUCAUGGGAUGCAAGCCUCGACACGCCUUCAAGAUCAGCAGAAGAGUAUUCGAGGUGACAAAGACCGAUGAAUCCUUAGGCUCACCAAAACCGGGUCAGGAGAACGAUGGCAGCAUCAUCGACGCUGCUGCUGCUGACCUCUUCAACACAGACAGCAACGUGCCGUUCCAACUGUACAAGACCCAGACAACUGCUCUUGUUUCCAGGGAGGAGUUCCUAGAUGUUGUGUGCCAUGCCCUCACUCUCUACAAGUAUGUCGGCCCCAAUCAGAGGGCUGACUUGCUUCUUGCCUGCAGGAUCAAGGAGAGAAAAGAAUCUGUGACAGUGCUGUUGUGUGGCACAAGUGGAUGCGGCAAGUCCACCCUGUCAUCUUUGUUGGGCAACAGGCUGGGUAUCACCACCAUAGUUUCCACGGACUCUAUACGGCACAUGAUGAGGAGUUUUGUAGACGAAGAGCAAAACCCUCUGCUCUACGCGUCAACCUACCACGCAGGAGAUUUUCUAGACCCUGUUGCAGUUGCCCAAGCUAAGGCGAAAGGCAAGGCAAACAAACUUGCUGUUAUUUCUCAUUCCAAUGCUAAUGGACACAAAGAUGGUGGCACUUCAGAUGAGAAAUGUACUGACGGAUCGUCAGACCUGUCUCCUAGAACUGAAGUGACCAGCAAAAAGCAAAUGGCGAUAGAAGGGUAUAAAGCGCAGAGUGAGAUGAUCAUUGGCAGCCUUGACAGAUUAAUUACGACCUGGGAGGAGCGGAAAGAAUCUUUAAUUGUAGAAGGAGUUCAUUUAAGCCUGAAUUUUGUGAUGGGGCUAAUGAAGAAACAUCCGUCCGUAAUACCAUUUAUGGUAUACAUUACAAAUGAGGAGAAGCACAUGGAACGGUUUGCCGUCCGUGCAAAGUACAUGACACUUGACCCAGCAAAGAACAGAUAUAUUAAAUACAUCCAGAACAUCAGAGCUAUCCAGGAGUACCUGUGCAACCGAGCCGACAAACAUCUAGUGCCCAAAAUUAACAACACUAAUGUAGACCGGAGUGUGGCGGCUAUUCAUGCCACGGUUUUUAGCUGCCUUCGCCGGCGGGAGGCUGGGGAGCAGCUGUAUGACCCCCAUACAAAUACUGCAGCUAUGGUUGAUGAAGAGUACAGGAACCAGUGUGCCGCAAACUCAUUGAGUUCCAAAUGCAUGUUUCAGUUAAUUCAAAGGAAAGGUUCUUCUAGGAAUCUGAUGGCUCUCCUUAACACCGAUGGAUCAGUUGCUAAGGCAUGGCCUGUGUACGCCGGGGACAGCAGUGGAAUCAUAAAUGAUGGCGCAAUCAGUGAGAAGUCUGUUGGAAGUCCUAUGUAUGGCCCGUUGCAAAUCGGGAAGGCAGAGCCUGUCAAUCUUCAGUUUGGCUCUUUUGGGAUUAGUGCAUGGCCAAGUGAUGUAGGAGGCACCAGUCAUUCUGGAAGUGCUGAUGACUCGAGGGUUGACGGCACUGAUACAGGGAGUAGAUAUUUAUCCUCAUGUUGCAGCUCACCAAAGGUGUCAGAGGACCUUUCCAAAGAGCUUGUGGAGGAGUAUUCAGUUUUUGACAGUGAAGAAGAAGAAGAGGAAGGUGAGGAUGCUGGGGAUGUAGAGAGUAAUGACGAUCUAACGGAUGAAGAAAAGGACAUCCAAGAGAUGGAGGAAGCAGGGUCUGUGGAUGAGCGUUCGACAAAGUCGGAUGAGGAGUAUGACGACCUAGCCAUGGACGAGGAUGGCUACUGUUGUGAUGAUGAGCAGCAGCCCACAAUCCCGUGGGUAGGCAGCAACGGCGGCGAUGAUGAUGGUUGUAUGAAUUCAGAGUACAAGCACAACCUGGGGCUGUUGAUGGAAAUGAGAAAGGAAGGUGGGUCGGAGAUGGCGUGCGCCUACUCUCUGGUGAAGGGCGGCAGCAGUGAUGAGAAGAUGAGGAGACGAUGCGUGCAAGAUUUGCAAGGGCCGUAGCACCGCCUGGCCAUGGUAGCGAGCAAGACUAGGUAGGUGCUUGUGGAAGUGGAGGCUGAGACAGGUAGGUGGUGUUAGAUCACCUGAGCUAGAGCUAGUUGUGUUGCUGCUUGUAAGAUGUCAUGCCCCACGUUGUUGUAUUUCUGGAGAGGAAGCAGGGGAAGAUGUAGUAGUGCAGCAGAAACUGUAUCAGUAAUAAAUUCCAUUCCGAUGA